This is a messenger RNA of Synchiropus splendidus (mandarinfish), 1899 nucleotides long. RefSeq names its product interleukin 10 receptor, alpha (gene il10ra). Gene Ontology annotation, molecular function: protein binding. The record is from RefSeq and is a predicted model, not a curated record. The coding region runs from base 80 to 1588 and encodes 502 amino acids. The transcript is spliced from 7 exons. NCBI's taxonomy places the organism in Eukaryota, Metazoa, Chordata, Actinopteri, Syngnathiformes, Callionymidae.
CACAGGAGAGCAGAGCGGCCCGGUCGCUGGGAUUAUCACCUGUGGAUUAUGAAUCAACUGACAAGCGGUGAAACUUAGCAUGGAUUCCACAAACCUGACACCACUGCUGGGAUUUGGAAUUCUGUGGACCAUCAUCAGUGUAUCAGGGGCCAAGGUUCCUCCAGGGGACAAGGUUCCUCCGGUCGAUGACCUGUCAGUCAGAAUUUUGGACGAAAAUGUGUUGCUGUACUGGAAACAACCGGUUGGAGACCCUUCAAACGUGACCUACAAUGUGCAGCUGGCAAAGUUUGUAAGUGAAUGGAAGAACAUCAGCAGCUGCAGUGGAACCACAAACACACAGUGUGACCUCACUUCGUACAUCGAGGACUACAGAAAAAUCCACAAAGUCCGAGUUCAGACUGUGAAGAACAAGCGCGUGUCCCAGUGGACAAUGAAGAAAGUCACCCUCUACGACAGCAAACUGAGCCCGCCCACCUUCAACGUGUGGACCACCUCCAGCAGCCUCACGCUCUACGUCGUGCCCAAGCCGGUCCUGAGGGAGAUCUUUGCUUUUGGAGUCACCUACACCAUUCACCUGGUUGAAAGAGGACAGGAGGACAAGAACAUCACCGUGUACCUGGAGGACGGGCAGACGGUGAAGACCUUCCCCAAUCUCCAGUGGGGCGUGGAGUACUGCGUCAGCGUGAAGGUGGAGGGCAAGGGCGGCCGCGUGGGGAGCAGCUUCUCCCCUCAACACUGCCAGAGGCUUCCAGAGCAAGAAUGGUUCGUGAUCGCUGUGGCGUCCCUGACCACGGCGGGUGUGUUGAUGCUGGUGAUAGUGACGGUGCUCAUCCUCCUGUGCUACCUCAAACGGCCACGCCAAACUCCAGCUGCCCUGAAAUCUCCUGUGAGCGGCUGGCAGCCCCUCAGCGUCGCAGAAGCAAGAAUCGAAGUGGUGACCGACAAAGGCUGGUUUCUGUCCAGCAACAGGCCGAAGGCAGGCAUCACCCCUGACCUUGAGAGGCGUCCUGCUCAGAAAAGGGAGGGGGAUGAGGAGGAGUUGAGGAGGAAGAGUUUAGACAGUGGGGUUUGCAUGGAGUCCAACUCCUCCGCAGGCAGGAGGAGACAAGAGGACAGUGGCUGUGAAAGUUCCUCCACCAGUGAGAGGAACUUUCCACCGGUUUUCCACCCCCCUGGUGGGACGGACACUGACCCGAGGGGCGGCGGCUUUCACCUGCCGUUCAGCGGACUCACAACUGACGGAAACUAUCGCAGCCAGAAGCCUUCAGCUCACAAAAACACCUUGUUCAAACACGUGGUUCCACACUCACUUCUGCCCAAAGUUGGGUACGGAUCAGAGCCUCACGUGUGCCUCUGCUUCGGAGCGGGGCAGUGCACUCUGUGCCUCAAACAAAGACUUUUGGAAGUGAGCUCCUGCAACCAGCCUGCGGAGAUCACACCGCACUUCUUUCAACCGGACACAAUGCUGGAGGGACGAGCAGAGUUUGGCCAGUCUUUUCCUCUGCUGACGUCUCUGUGCUCACAGAAAGACUUGAAUAUGAACGACGUCUCGCUCUCCAUCUGCGAUGGGCAGAUGACAACGGACUGACAAAGCUUGUUGAUGUGGCUGUUCACAGAAGGAAAUAGAGGAGGCGAACACAGGUGUCAGACAAAGAAACGGUUUGACAGUUACAAGGUUGGGAUUUGUUUUCUCAGGCCUCACACCGCCUACAGUUUUCAGUUCCCGCUUCACGCCGAAGCACCUGAGGGACCCCCGUGGUCGCAAGAAUGUAUUUUUGCUACGAUGCCUUCUUUUGUCAAAUAUUUCUCUCCUUUAUCUUAUUUAUUUAUUUGCUAUUUAUUUUGAGUGUCAGAAACCCCUCAAUGUGAAAUGUGAAAAUAAACACAAAUAAACCCACA